CAUAGAGUAAACGUCCAUUGGACAGCUGACAUGAUGUCUGGAGGAGAGGUGGUAUACACAGUGCUGGAGGUGCUGAUUGCCAUUGCCUGCUGCCUGGGAAAUGUGCUAGUUAUCUGGGCAGUGUGGUCAAGCAGUGCUCUGCGGCAGCCCAUCUUCUGCUUUAUGGUUUCUCUGGCUGUGGCUGACUUCCUCGUAGGGUCUGUGGCCAUGCCGCUGGCUGUACUGGUGGAUGGACGGGUGCAGACCUCGUUCAAUGUCUGUCUCUUCAUUAGCUGCGUGGUCAUCAUGUUGACAGUGGCCUCAGUCUUGUCUCUGCUAGCCAUUGCUGUGGACCGAUACCUACGUGUCUUCAUCCCUCUCAGGUACAAAAAGACGGUAACAGAGAGAAGAUCUUGGGUGGUAGUAGCAACAUGUUGGUUUGUUGCUUUUAUAUUGAGCUUCCCUCCCAUGUUUGGAUGGUACAAUCGUGAAACGUUGUCUCACUCAGAGAACUCAACCACAAUCACCUGCCAUUUCCUGGCUGUGAUCCCCAUGUCAUACAUCGUUUACUUCAAUUUCUUCCUCUGCAUCCUCACCCCGUUAAUUGUCAUGGCUGUCCUGUACAUGUACAUCUUCUGUACCAUCUGGAGGAACCUGAGGGAGAAAGCAGGGCACGGGGCCCAGUCCCACACCUACUUCAGGAAGGAGAGGAGCCUGGCCCAAUCCCUGGCUCUGGUCCUAGUGCUGUUUGCCUUCUGCUGGCUCCCUCUACACAUUAUGAACUGUGCUGCCUACUUUGGCAGCCCGUCAGACAUACCCCACACAGCCUUCUAUGUGGGCAUCCUCCUUUCCCACGCCAAUUCAGCGGUCAACCCAGUCGUCUAUGCCUUCAAGAUCCGCAGGAUCCAGGUAGCGUACCUGAGGAUCUGGAGGAGGUUCUUUGUGUGUCGCGAUGACAACCAGGGCUCUCAGAGCAAUCGUUCCACUGAGCACAACCUCAGCAGCAACCCUAACAAUGUGAGCAAAGGAUAGUUAAUGAUGUGUUAAGUGCUGAUCCCACAGAAUUAUUCUCUGAGACUUUGAAAAAGACAAUCCCAGGGAUGCAGAUCAGAUAAAGUGGUCGACAUCAUUAAUAUCAUAAUGAGCAUUAUCUUAUCAUCAAAACCAUACUCACAUUAUAUUUAGAUUCUUUACUAAAACUUUAGCUGACAAAAUUUGUUAUUUUUAUGUUUUUACUUCAGUUUUCAUUGAUUUUAUCAAACCUAAUACAGCUGACCACAUGUUGGAUUUGUCUUUUCUCCGUGCUUUGAAUGUCACAAGCUGUCUGCGAUGGAUGGUAGAGUUACUACAAUCAAUCAAUCAAUCAAUCAAGUUUAUUUUAUAUAGCCCUUCGUACAUCAACUAAUAUCUCGAAGUGCUGUACAGAAACCCAGCCUAAAACCCCAAACAGCUAGUAAUGCAGGUGUAGAAGCACGGUGGCUAGGAAAAACUCCCUAGAAAGGCCAAGACCUAGGAAGAAACCUAGAGAGGAACCAGGCUAUGAGGGGUGGCCAGUCCUCUUCUGGCUGUGCCGGGUGGAGAUUAUAACAGAACUAUGCCAAGAUGUUCAAAAAUGUUGACAAGCAUGGUCAAGUGACAAGCAUGGUCAAAUAAUAAUCAUGAAUAAUUUUCAGUUGGCUUUUCAUAGCCGAUCAUUAAGAGUUGAAAAACAACAGGUCUGGGACAGGUGGCGGUUCCAUAACCGCAGGCAGAACAGUUGAAACUGGAAUAGCAGCAAGGCCAGGCGGACUGGGGACAGCAAGGAGUCACCACGCCCGGUAGUCCCGACGUAUGGUCCUAGGGCUCAGAUCCUCCGAGAGAAAGAAAGAGAGAAGGAGAAAAUUAGAGAGAGCCAAGAUUUUCAAAAUGUUCAUAAAUGACAAGCAUGGUCAAAUAAUAAUCAGGAACAAAUCUCAGUUGGCUUUUCAUAGCCGAUCCAAAUUGGCCACACAAUCCAUGCCUAAUUUCCGUUGUUUUAAAUCAGCCCUACAGACCUCCUGAAAGGUAGAAAUACAAGAUAGGGAUCAAUAAAUAAAUAUGAGUUUGUCUGAUUUGGGAACAGAUAAUACCAAACAAACGGGCUGCUCCAUCUGUGCCGAUAGGUAGCCUAUAUUCUUUGUCAGUGUGAGACAGAGGGAGGGGAGACGUCACUAUAGUGAAAUUUGUGUAUGCAGUGCCACAGAAAUUCAGAAAUGUGUUGAUUUGUUGAUACAUUUAAACAGUAUGUGACAAGUACUCAUGUACUAUCAUGCACCCUCUGUUUGUAACAGACCGGCAGAAAAGGAAUGGCAGCAGACGGGGGUAAGCUAGCAAUGUUAACUUUUAUGCCUUCCCCUAACCCCUACCUUAACAUCACAGAAUUAUCCUUAACCUUAAUGGUGAAACUGCCAUGUCCGUUUGCGAUAUUACUCUAAUAAAAAAUAUGAGCUGGCGCACACCCAGAGAAAAUGAUUUUAUGUAGAGGUGUUGAAUAAACUAUAAACUAAUGGUGAAUAAACUGCAAGCUAUAAAAAAAACAAAGAGAGUCGCACACUCUAUGUAUAAACUCCCAGUCAUUUAUUGGGUAAAUCACCAACGUUUCGGCAUCACUACCCUGAACUACCCUGUUGGUGAUUUACCCGAAAAAUUACUGGGAGUUUAUAUAUAGAGUGUGCGACUCUCUUUUUAUAGCUUAUCGUUUGCUAUAUUACAACAACAAAAAGGUUACUUUCUUUUUCUCCCUCUGACAUCAUUGCACGCGCGAUAGAACAUCAAAGUAUGUACGGCAUGUUUUACCACGACGCUGGAUGCUCCUCUCUGUUUCACCAACAAAACACAAACAAUAACACAUUCGCUGUUCGCCCUCAUGCAGAUUUCAGCUUUAACCGAAACCCUUUCCUGCAGUCAAAUGACCUAGUGGCCUCAUGGGUGGAAUGUUAUUUCUAUUUUUCAUUAAUAAACAUGAUUCUUUUUAAUAAUCUGAUGUUUCUAUGUCAAACCGUUUUGUUUUAUUUCCGUCUUCUAUUUAUUUAU
This is a messenger RNA of Salvelinus fontinalis (brook trout), 3030 nucleotides long. RefSeq names its product adenosine receptor A1-like. Gene Ontology annotation, molecular function: G protein-coupled adenosine receptor activity. Gene Ontology annotation, cellular component: synapse; membrane; dendrite. Lineage: Eukaryota; Metazoa; Chordata; Actinopteri; Salmoniformes; Salmonidae. The record is from RefSeq and is a predicted model, not a curated record. Bases 31 to 1011 code for a protein of 326 amino acids. Gene Ontology annotation, biological process: G protein-coupled adenosine receptor signaling pathway. The transcript has 2 exons.